This is a messenger RNA of Danaus plexippus (monarch butterfly), 1017 nucleotides long. RefSeq lists its product as uncharacterized. The record is from RefSeq and is a predicted model, not a curated record. The coding region runs from base 154 to 1017 and encodes 287 amino acids. Lineage: Eukaryota; Metazoa; Arthropoda; Insecta; Lepidoptera; Nymphalidae. The transcript is spliced from 3 exons.
AGAGAAACGGCUGGAUUGUGCUGCGCAAGUGGAAAAGUCAAACUGGAUCCAUUACUUACACCACCACAGCCACUGAAACCAUUGUUCGAUGGAAGUGAUCCCGAUUCCAGCCAUUUUCUUCAACACAUCCUUGAAUACAAUAACUGCUUUCGCAUGACUUCCUUUGGAGCUAAUAUCAUUCGAGAAGGCGGCUUCAUGCCGACUUGCAAGAUACAAGGACAAAUAUAUCAUUUGCAUGGUUCAAUGGUGCCAACACCAGAUGAACCGCAUCAAUUUCUGCAAAUAUAUUUCAUUUCGUCGAUGGUGGAUCAGCUGAAUGUGCGGUGUAAUAUUCAGGGAACACAACAGUUAAAGAGACGGAUUAUUGAACAGUUGCAAGCAUUUUUUCACGCUAAUAACGCUGUGGUUAAUAUGUUCAAAACAGCAUUGGAACGAAUGCCAUCGGAUACGCACAAAUUUGUCAUAAGAGCGGAUUGUACCCCAACAGGUGAACAUGUGCGAAGAUUCAAUGCACCCACCGUUAAUGAUGUUGCUGCAAUUAUUGUUGGCGAUCCAACUAAAUCGCGAGACAUUGUCGUUCAGCGAAGAAGCAAUAUCAUGCAUCGUGUAAACGAGACACAUCGUUUGUACGAUGCGUUACAAUAUCCAAUCAUUUAUUGGCAAGGGCAAGACGGAUACGACAUCACGUUGAAGAUGGUCGAUCCAAUUACAAGCGUAUCAACGAAUAAAAAUCUAAGCGCAAUGAAUUACUAUGCGUAUCGUAUGAUGAUUCGUACACAUGAGGAGAAUGUCAUUCUGAAGUGCCGUCGGCUAUUCCAGCAAUUCGCUGUCGACAUGUAUGUCAAAGUCGAGACAGAACGUUUAGCGUUCAUCCGAUUCAAUCAGGCAAAGCUACGAUCUGAGGACUAUAUACACUUGCGUGAUGCUAUUCAUUCAGAUGGUGAUGUUCAGAGUAUUGGACGUCUGACGAUUCUCCCAUCAUCUUAUAUCGGAAGCCCACGCCACAUGCACGAAUAA